AUGAGCAUCGAUAUUUCGUCGCUCUACUGGAAGAUUUUGACGGUGUUCGAUAUUCUUGGAUGUCUACUCAACGCGAUUCUAUUGUAUUUGGCGUUUUUCAAAACGCCGAGCAAUUUGAGGAUCUACAAGAUUCUCAUCAUCAAUUUCGCGUUUACCGAUUUUUUUGCGGCCGCUUUGAAUUUUUUUGUGCAACAAAGAAUUAUUCCAAUUUUAUACACGAUUGGCUACGUUUCUCAUGGCGCUUGUCGCUAUUUCGGUAGUUUCGUCUGUUUUUUCAGUCAUAGUGUGAUGUCGCAUCUCAUCGUCCAUUCGAACUAUUCGCUUCUGUUCGCCUUCGCCUACCGCUACUACAUUCUGAUUCGUCCCGAGCCGACGCGUCGACAAGUCAUCAUCGCGUUGCUCGUCGUCUACUCGCCGUCGCUAUUCCUCCUCAUCGCCUAUCAGUUCGCGAGAGGCGAACCCGCCAACAUCAUCCGAAUCAUUCAGGAGAACGCGCCCGAAUACAAUUUGAAGGGCCAAAUGAUCACCGGCGUCGAGGAUAUUCGAAGCAUCGCCGCGCAGAGCAAAAUUUUCCAAUUGACCGUCAUGGCGGUGCCGGUAUUCAUCGGGAUUCUCGUGUUUCGUCGGCUCAUCAUCAAAAAACUCGUCAUUCCCCAAUAUAGCAUUUCGGUCAGCACCAAAGUUCUACAUUCGCAACUUCUAAUGGCGUUGACCUAUCAGGCGUUCAUUCCGGUCAUUCUAUUUGUAAGCGUCGCUAUGUAUGUGCUAGAGCAAUUCGGCAUCUAUCGAAGCGAGCUAAUGGAGAAUUACAUAAUGACGGGUCUCGUGUUGAUACCGGUUUUCGGGCCAAUCUCGUAUUUCAUUUUUCUAACGCCCUAUCGCAAAUUUCUGUUUCGAACGAAGCGAACAAUUUCGGACAGAGAUACUAGCAUAUCGCGAAGUGUUCAAACCGCCAAAUUUGUGAAAGCUUAA
Molecule: messenger RNA, 972 nt
Organism: Caenorhabditis bovis
Lineage: Eukaryota; Metazoa; Nematoda; Chromadorea; Rhabditida; Rhabditidae
Source: the annotation of a GenBank genome assembly